Coffea eugenioides is the source of this 1902-nucleotide messenger RNA. Its product is annotated as receptor kinase-like protein Xa21. The transcript has 5 exons. Gene Ontology annotation, biological process: protein phosphorylation. NCBI's taxonomy places the organism in Eukaryota, Viridiplantae, Streptophyta, Magnoliopsida, Gentianales, Rubiaceae. Bases 1 to 1902 code for a protein of 633 amino acids. Gene Ontology annotation, molecular function: protein binding; ATP binding; protein kinase activity. The record is from RefSeq and is a predicted model, not a curated record.
AUGGGGCAUGCUAAUGUGACAGGUAUAAUACCUCAAGAGGUUGGUAAUAUUAGCAAGUUGGAACUACUAAACUUGGAGUCCAAUAGUUUGACAGGAGUAAUUCCAGCUACAAUCAAAUGGUUGUUGAAGCUUCAGAUGAUAGAUCUAAAUGACAAUCAGAUACAAGGAGGUAUUCCAAGUGAGCUUUGUUAUUUGUUGAACUUCGAAGGAUUAAAUCUGGCAAAAAAUAAGCUCUCUGGUACGGUUCCUUCUUGUUUAGGAAAUGUUAGAACACUAAGAUAUGUUUAUCUCAAUUCCAACAAUAUAAGUUCUAACAUACCAGCAAGCUUUUGGAUCCUAAGAGAUAUUUUGGAGCUGGACAUGUCAGCAAAUUAUUUGACUGGCUCUUUGCCCACUGAAAUUGGAAGCUUCAAGGCAUUAAUCACAUUGAACUUUUCAAAUAAUCAAUACUUGGGUGAGAUACCUAGCACCAUUGGAGCACUACAGGAUUUGCAAGAACUCUCCUUGGAGCACAACAAGUUACAAGGAUCGAUACCAAAUUCCAUGAAGAAUAUGCAGCAGUUACAGCAUUUGGAUCUAUCUUUUAACAAUCUGGAAGGUGAAAUUCCCAGCUCACUACAGGUACUAUCAGAUCUCCUACAAUUUAAUGUGUCUUACAAUAGAUUAAGAGGACCAAUUCCUCAUGGAGGGCCAUUCACAAAUUUCACGAACCUAUCUUUUCUCUCAACUGAAGCAUUGUGUGGCGCUCCUUGGCUCCAACCUUGUACAAGUACAUUUCAACAUGAAUCAAGGACAAAAAGGAUAGUCAUGAUUGUUCUGUUGGCAUCAGUUUCUGUCAUAUUAGCCAUGGUGAUUUCAAGUUUUUUGAUGCGGUUAAAGUUAAGAAAGAAAAAUCUAGCUUCGACUCAGAACUUGCUUCCCAUGGCAACAUUUGAAAGGGCAUCCUUCCAUGAACUUAGACAAAUAACAAAUGGAUUCAGCGAGAGUAACUUACUUGGCUCGGGGAGCUUUGGUUUAGUUUACAAAGGAAUUCGUGAAAAUGGGAUGGUUUGGGCCAUAAAAAUAUUCGAUUUGCAGCUAGAAGGUGCAUUUAAAAGCUUUGAUAGAGAAUGUGAAGUCUUAAGCUGCCUUCGUCAUCGAAAUUUAACUAGAGCAAUUAGUGCUUGCUCUAGCCCUGAUUUUAAGGCUUUGGUGCUUGAAUAUAUGCCCAAUGGAAGCCUUGAGAAAUGGCUACAUUCAAAUCAUCAUUUCUUAAAUAUCAAGCAACGAUUGGAUGUUAUGAUAGAUGUGGUUUGUGGUUUGGAAUAUCUCCAUUAUGGUUAUUCAACUCCGAUAGUUCACUGUGAUUUGAAGCCUAGCAAUAUUCUACUGGAUCAAGACAUGGUUGGGCAUGUUUGUGAUUUUGGAAUUGCAAAGUUGUUAGGAGAUGAAGAGUUUGUGGUACAAACAAAGACUCUUGCUACAUUUGAAUAUAUUGCCCCAGAAUAUGGACUGGAAGGAUUGGUUUCAAAAAGUAGUGAUGCUUACACCUUUGGGAUUUUAUUGAUGGAAGCAUUUACAAAAAGAAAGCCCAAGGAUGAGAUGUUUACAGAAGAGUUAAGCCUUAGGCGUUGGGUACAAGAUUGCUUACCAGAUUCUAUAAUUCAAGUUAUAGAUGUAGAUUUACUUCAUCAUGAUGAUGGACUGAGUCCUGAGGUGCAAAUGUAUUUGGGGAAUCUUUGUCUUGACUUUGUCACCGCCGAAAUGCUUAAGCCGCCUGGACAGGGUGACGAGGAGUCCUUUGCAGUAGUCAUUAAGUGCGACAGUGCUUUUCAGAUAAAGCACUGUUCCCGGAUGAUGUCAGGUGACUUGCCUCAUCCGCGUGCAGCUGAGGUGGAGGUGCCGAGGUCACCUACACGGUAG